GCCUUCUCGGCCCGCAGCUUUGUCCCCUUAGCUGGCCGGCGCCCAGGACCCCGGUGGUUCCGGCCCAGGCUCGGGCGCCCGGGGGAAGCGGCAACAGGACGCCCGGCUUCUCGUUCCGAGCCUCGGGCCUCCUUCCGGGAGAAGCUCGCUUGGGGUUAGCGCCCGCGCUCCUCGGCGUCCCCGCUCGGAGGCGACCCCCGGCUGCGCGGUUACGUGCCCGCUCGCCCCCCGAGGGAGGCGUCCCCGGGCCGGCACACAGCGGCCCUAGUAGGUGACACGGCCGGAGAAGCAGCUGCAGACCACACUGACCAAGGGCCCCAGUGAGUGCGCGCCGGUCCCGGAAGAAACUCGCGUCUCCACUGGCCGUGGCAGGGAGCGCUGCCCUGCUUCUUUAAGACGGAGCGCGCCGGGGAGCCCCACCCUAAGGAGCGUGCGGCCGCCAUUGGCUGAGGAGGCCUCAGGGUGGCACGUGGGAGCUGGCCUCGAGCGCUCCGAUUGGAGCCGAGGCCUGCCCGUCUGCGAGCGCCGGGCCCUCGGCCGACGCUGCCCUCGGCGUUCGACUCCUGGGUCCUCCACGUUCCAUUCCCAGGCGACCCCGUGGCGCUGCCCGAGCGGCCCCCUGCGUCCCCCGGCCGGGGCGCCGAAGGAGCGACGCAGGCAGACUGACCAUGGCCGAGUUCUCCCAGAAUCGGGGCAAGCGGCGUGACGGCGAGGUGCUGGGCGGUGCUGUGGACUUCCUUCUGGCCAACGCCCGCCUGGUGCUGGGGGUGGGCGGAGCUGCCGUGCUGGGCAUUGCCACCCUGGCUGUGAAGCGGCUCAUUGACAGGGCCACCAGCCCUCGGGAUGAGGACGACGCCAAGCAGGACUCCACGUGCCUGGAGGACAGCUGGCAGGAACUGAGCCUGCUCAAGGCCACACCGCGCCUCCAGCCCCGGCCCCGGCCCGCGGCCCUCAGCCAGCCCGUGCCGCCCCCGGCCCCCUCCCCGCCAGCCCCAGAGGGGCCCGCAGACGCAGACCCCCCGACGUCGCCUCAGCCCUGCUCCCCAGCGCCGUCGGCACGCCUGACGUUCCAGGAGAAGCUGCUGGCGUUCGAGCGGGACCACGUGACCAUGCCGGUGGCCCACGUGGCCCUGGCCAAGGAGCUGGCCGGCGACAUUGCCCUGGAGCUGCAGGCCUACCUGCGGAACAGGUUCCCAGAGCUGCCCUUUGGGGCGCUCGUGCCUGGCGGGCCGCUCUACGAUGGGCCGCAGGCGGGGGCCGCCGACCCCGUGCGUCUCCUGGUGCCCCUGGCGCUGGAGCCUGGCCUGUGGAGCCUGGUGCCCGGUGUGGACACUGUAGCCCGGGACCCUCGCUGCUGGGCCGUGCGCAGGACUCAGCUGGAGUUCCACCCCCGCGGGAGCAGCCCCUGGGACCGCUUCCUGGUGGGCGGCUACCUCUCCUCCCGGGUCCUGCUGGAGCUGCUGCGCAAGGCCCUGACCGCCUCCGUCAACUGGCCAGCCAUCGGCAGCCUCCUCGGGUGCCUGAUCCGGCCGUGCGUGGCCUCGGAGGAACUGCUGCUCGAGGUGCAGCACGAGCGUCUGGACCUCCGUGUGGCUGUGCUCCUGGCCACUGCUGGCGCCCAGGCCGGAGACCUCCUGCUGGCCUGGCCCCUGGAGGGGCUGGCCGGCAACCUCUGGCUGCAGGACUGGUACCCGGCAGAGGCCGCCCGGCUGCGGGCCCUGGACGAGCACGACGCUGGGACCCGCCGGCGGCUGCUGCGGUUGCUCUGCGGCGUCUGCCGUGGCCACCCGGCGCUGGGGCGGCUGGGCCGCAGCCCCCUGGCCCAGGUGGUUCUGCACCUGGGCGAGCGGGAAGCGGACUGGGGUGAGGAGGCCCUGGGGGAGCACUUCCUGCAGGCCCUGGAGUUGCUCAUCGGCAGCCUGGAGCGGGCCAGCCUGCCCUGCCACUUCAGCCGUGGCGUGAAUCUCCUGGACGGCCUGCGGGAGGAGGACAUCGACGACAUGGGCCAUGCGCUGUACUGGGGCCUGCGGGCCCCCGAGGGGCUGCUCUAGAGGCGUGGGCCCAGGCGGAUGCGUCCUUCCAGGGCGUCGCGAACACCUUGCCCUUGCUUUUACCCACAACGGGUCAGCGCCAGCCUGGGCGGCCCGCACUCCCACUCGCGCCUCGGCCUCAGGGCCGAUGCCAGGGCCUCGGCCCGCAGUAGCCACAGUGAGUCCCGGGCAGGGGUGAGGUUGCCUCUUUCUGUCCCCACGGUGAGUCACGCUUCCCUCGGGUGCAGGCACCUCCAGGCUGCUGGUGCUGGGCUGUGGACACGGCGUUUGGUCCCCCAGGAGCCGAAGUCACCUGGAACCCUCAGGACGCUGCUUUUGGCUGACUGACAGGCUGGCGUUUUCCACGCUGCGUGUCUGGUUUGCUCUCUAACGUGGGCCAGCGGGGGCUCACCUGGGGGAAGGCCCUUCCCCUCCUGCUGAAGGCACUUUCGCUUCCGGCAGCGGCAGCCCUGGGAGAGCCUCUUCCUCACUGGGGGAGCUGAGGUUCUGUGUGCUGCCCACCUGGCCCAGAGCUGAGGGUGUCUCCGGGCUGCUGCUGGGCCCAGACCCCGCGGUGCUGGCACCAGCUGCACUAGCUGACCCUGCACUCUCCCUGAAGCUGGCUGCGGGGGGUGAGGGUGGGGUUGUCUGCCUCCCCUCCCAGGUGUCUCUGCUCUCUCUGGUAUCCUUUCUGCUGAAGCAAAGCUAUGCCUCAAAAACUGUGAACUAGAAUAAAAAGGAAAAAUUCAGACAUCCACGGGACUCACGUUGGGCUCUUCACGCAGCCACUUGAGGUUUUGUAAAGUUGACCAGAGGAGCUUGGGAUCUGCUUGGAGGCAGCGGAUUGAAUUAGAAAAGUCGGUUACGCGGAGGGAGGACGUUACGAGAUUCCCGGAGCGAUGUCUUACUUUAGUAAUGGAAGCAGCUGGCUAGGAUUUUGUUUCUUCCCCAAAGCCUGCCCCCUGGAGCCCACUGUGCUUUCCGGGACGGGCAGGGCUGCCACAGCCCUUCGGCCAGCACUGUCAGCGUGCAGAGAAACAUGGCCCCAGGAGUGGAGGGCAGGACCCCGCGUCGUACAGGCUGGGAAGUGCGUCUCGGUGUCCCCAUAGGAGCCGUGGCCGUGGCUAACUUCCCGUCACCACACGGCAGACGAGGCUGGAGAGGGCUUGGGGCCACGUGCGCUGGUGGGGCCACCGCAGCUGUGCCAGGCCUGUGCUGCUUCUCCCUCCCAUCCUGUGUGUGUCCCCCCUUCCACCUGGGACUAGGGACAAGAAGUGGGGACAGGCUCGGAGGCCUCCCUUGGUCGAGGGCCAGCACAGGGGCCAGAGGAGGUGCUAGCGUGUACCUCUGGGUGCAGGGCCACGGGGGGCCUCUGCCUCAUGGGUGUUCACACAGGCUCGGUCUCCGCAGAGGGUCGGGGGGCAGGAGACUGGCUUCCCCGAGGGCCGUUAGGUCACCUGAUUCAGGGGCUUCCGGGCCUGAGUGCUCUCGGCGGCGAGCAGCUGUGAUCGCAGCGGAGGGUCAGCAGGCUGCAG
This is a messenger RNA of Kogia breviceps (pygmy sperm whale), 3565 nucleotides long. The record is from RefSeq and is a predicted model, not a curated record. Lineage: Eukaryota; Metazoa; Chordata; Mammalia; Artiodactyla; Physeteridae.